Molecule: messenger RNA, 1560 nt
Organism: Closterium sp. NIES-65
Lineage: Eukaryota; Viridiplantae; Streptophyta; Zygnematophyceae; Desmidiales; Closteriaceae
Source: the annotation of a GenBank genome assembly
AUGGCUACCCCCAGUGUCCUUAUCUUUGAUGCUGAGGGUCGUGCUGUUGACUUUGAGGUCUGGGUCGAUGACCUCCAGCUGUUCCUACAGCACAAUAGGGCACACGGACUCUCUCUGUUUGAUCUCACCUCUGGUGUCUCUCCUGCCCCGCCUGCUACUGCUGACAGCACUGUUCGCUCACAAUGGGCCACACGCGAUGCUGCUACCCGUCUUGCUAUGCGUCGCCACUUACCGGCCGCUGUGCGUGCGCACUUAAGUCAGUACAAGAGUGCUAAGACCUUGUACGACGCUGUAGUUGCACGGUACUCUUCCCCUGCCACUACUGCUCUUAGCCGCCUCAUGCUGCCGUACCUGUUCCCUGACCUUGCUGCCUUUCCCACAGUCGCUGACCUCAUUACGCACCUCCGCACUAGUGACACUCGCUACCGCGCUGCGCUUCCUGCUAAGUUCUGUGCCAAGAACCCUCCCCCCAUGUACAUCACCCUCUACUACAUAGUCACCCAGCUCCCUGACUCCCUUCGCUUAGUCAGGGACCACUUCCUCUCAGUUUGCCCCACCACACUCACCGUUGACCUACUCGAGGAGCGCCUCCUAGCUGCAGAGAAGAGCAUAGUCGCUGUAGAAGCCUCUCGUGGUGACCCUCGCACCCCCGUCUUUGAGGGGUGUUCCCCCUCCCCCCUAUUGCCCUCUGUUGCUUCUGCCGCUGCGGCCGACCUUGUUGGUUUCGAGUCAGUCGGGCUGCGUCUGCCCCUAGCGGGAGACGCUGCACCGGCAAGGGCAAGGGGGGCAAGGGCACUUGAGGGGCUGGCGGGGGCGGUGGAGUUAGUGGUGGAGGAAGUGGAGGGGGUGGGGGUGGUGGUGGGAGUGGUGGCGGGGGUAGAGGUGUCGAUGGCAGCAGUGGAGGCGGUAGAGGCGGCGGCGGUGGCAGAGGGAGCGGAGGCGGCGGAGCGCGGUGGGGGUACUGGUCCCUGCACCUACGUCCUCCUUACCGGCGACCACGCUGGUGAGCAGUGCGGGGGCCCGCACUCCACCCAACGCUGCUUCUGCCGCCUGAUGGACGCGUGGCGUCACCAGUUCCCUGAGGCCUCUGAGAUCCCUCGCUGGGGAGAGCUGUCUAGGGAGGGGGGUGCUAUCUUUGAUCUUGAUUAUGAUGCUAUUCUUGCUGCCAUGUAUGCUGAGAAUGAUAGUGUUGAGGGUGACUGUUACCUAUGUGUUCCGCCUGACCCGGGCAUUGAGGCUGCUGCUCUAGGUGCUGGUGAGGCUUCUGCUCUAGGUGCUAGUGCGUCUGCUGCCCCAGGUGCUGGUGAGUUUGCUCUCUCAGGUACUACGUUGGCUCAGGACUUACACACCUUCACUCUUGACUCGGGUGCUUCCCGCUCCUUCUUUCAAGACCGCACCACACUUACGCCACAUAGUCGGCCGGUUGCAGUCUCCCUGGCGGACCCCUCUGGGGGUCGUGUCCUUGCUAGCUUCUCCACUGUCUUACCGUGCCCGGUAGCCCCCUCUGGCACCUUGUCCGGUCUCUACCUCCCCUCUUUAUCUACGAACUUGGUGAGUUGA